Gilbertella persicaria is the source of this 1059-nucleotide messenger RNA. RefSeq lists its product as uncharacterized. Gene Ontology annotation, molecular function: glucuronosyltransferase activity; xylosyltransferase activity. The coding region runs from base 1 to 1059 and encodes 352 amino acids. Gene Ontology annotation, biological process: protein O-linked glycosylation via mannose. The record is from RefSeq and is a predicted model, not a curated record. NCBI's taxonomy places the organism in Eukaryota, Fungi, Mucoromycota, Mucoromycetes, Mucorales, Choanephoraceae. The transcript is spliced from 3 exons.
AUGUUUAGCAAGUCAAUUGUCCAUCGCGACCUGAUUCGUCCUCAUUGGUUUACAGCCUCUAUCCAACCCACAAAAGAAAGCUUGACACUGAUUACUGUUGUGGAACUCAAGCAGAUAGGCCACCUUGUUCAACUGGCUCAACUCUAUAAGGGUCCUAUCUCAGCUACCUUAUUAGUCCCUUCCACCAAAAAUAUCCAUCAUGAACUCAGUAUUCAACAACUCACUCAGAUACGAACUUUGUAUGAGACAACCACUGCACUCAGACGUCAUGUUGAUCUACACCUCGUCCUUCAACCGGGAGGUCUGACCGAGGCCAAUGUGACAAUGGCCACAGGCGGGUAUCAAGAAGCUCGUAAUUUGGCUCGACUGUUUAGUCGUACAGAUUAUGUGGCUCUGUUGCCCGUCACGACCUUAUGGAUGACACAGAUUGGCGCAUCGUUUAAACAGUAUUUGGACCGUCUAAAUCAAGGAGAUUUGUUGAUUUUACCUACUUUUGGGUUCCCUAAUUACGAUGGAGUGCAUACAGACGAAUGGCCUAUGGAUAAACAGACCAUGAUUGAAUGGGUCGAUGCAGGAGAGAUGGGAUUACUGGAUUAUGAUUAUGAGCUCAAUAAUGGUCCUACAUCAUAUUCAACAUGGAAAGAAGCGAAAGAACCUUAUCUUGUACCCAAUUAUGACUUUCAUUAUGGUCCUAUCUUUAUUUCUACUAAACUGAAUCAUCCUUGGUGUGAAGAAAGAUUUGAAGAUUUUGUACCUUCUUGUAUCUAUAAAACCUAUUUAGCAGGUGCUAAUUUAUGGGUACUUCCUAAUGAUUAUGCUGUCAGAACAGGACAAGAACCAAGCGAUACUUUAAUUACAGAUCAGCAACGGAGAAUUCAAAACCGAAUUGCAAGAAAAUAUCGCCUUGAACAAUGUGUGUAUUAUGCAAGACAAUUUGAUCAAUAUGGUUUGUUUGAUUCUGAUAAAGCAGAACAUGUAAAGCAAGAAUGCUCUAAAUCUCUAUUAAGUCUACAAAAAGAAAAAAUGAUUUCAGAUGUCAUUGCAGCCGAAAGAAACUAA